CCAUGGCCGAGGGGGAUGCAGGGAGUGACCAGAGGCAGAAUGAGGAAAUUGAAGCAAUGGCAGCCAUUUAUGGCGAGGAGUGGUGUGUCAUUGAUGACUGUGCCAAAAUAUUUUGCAUUAGAAUUAGCGAUGAUAUAGAUGACCCCAAGUGGACACUAUGCUUGCAGGUGAUGCUACUUAGUGAAUACCCAGGUACAGCUCCACCAAUUUAUCAAUUGAAUGCUCCAUGGCUGAAAGGGCAAGAACGUGCAGAAUUAUCCAACAGUCUUGAGGAAAUAUAUAUACAGAAUAUUGGUGAAAGCAUUCUUUACUUAUGGGUGGAGAAAAUAAGAGAUGUUCUGAUACAAAAAUCUCAGAUGAAAGAACCAGGCCCAGAUAUGCAAAAGAAAACUGAAGAGGAAAAUGUUGACGUUGAAGAAGAUCUCAGUAACAAGUCAGAAAAUUCAGCUAAGGCAUUGGAUUUGAAUGUUGGUGAAAAUCAGCCAGAAAUAGAAAAAUUACCUCCAAUUGAUCACGGCGUUCCUAUUACAGACCGAAGAAGCACUUUUCAGGCACACUUGGCACCAGUAGUUUGUCCUAAGCAGGUGAAAAUGGUCCUUGCCAAAUUAUAUGAGACUAAGAAAAUAGCCAGUGCCACCCAUAACAUCUACGCCUAUAGAAUAUAUUGUGAGGAUAAACAUACCUUCUUGAAGGACUAUGAGGAUGAUGGGGAAACAGCAGCUGGUGGGCGUCUUCUCCAUCUCAUGGAGAUUCUGAAUGUGCGGAAUGUCAUGGUGGUAGUAUCACGCUGGUACAGAGGGAUUCUGCUAGGACCAGAUCGCUUUAAACAUAUCAACAACUGUGCCAGAAAUAUACUUGUGGAGAAGAGUUAUACAAGUUCACCUGAAGAAUCACCUAAGAGUUUGGGAAAGAACAAAAAAGUAAAAAAAGACAAGAAGAGGAAUGACCAUUAAUACUUGAAAUGAUGUAAAGGGUUAAUUUGCCCGUAAUUAUGUACAUAUUCCAUAGUCAUCACGGAAUAUACAGAAGACAGUAUCCUUGACUGCUCAA
Messenger RNA from Jaculus jaculus (lesser Egyptian jerboa), 1050 nucleotides. RefSeq names its product protein IMPACT-like. NCBI's taxonomy places the organism in Eukaryota, Metazoa, Chordata, Mammalia, Rodentia, Dipodidae. Gene Ontology annotation, molecular function: protein binding. Gene Ontology annotation, cellular component: cytoplasm. The record is from RefSeq and is a predicted model, not a curated record. Gene Ontology annotation, biological process: regulation of translational initiation.